ACUUGCUAAUCAUUCAACAGGAACCUUUCUCUCCUAUAUAUAUGAUUCAAUUGUAGCUACCAGAUAAACUAGAAUUUCUCUCUCUCUCUCUCUCUCUCUCCCUCCCUCUCUCUCUCUGUCUCUCUGAAACACACAGAAGCCAUGCAUAUCAAUUUCCAUCUGCUCCCAACACCUCAUAAUAUUUCUUGACUACCCCUUCAAAUUCACAUCAAUAAUAUGGAUAAAACCCUACUUCUCUUCAAUCCCAUCCACGAAUAUGCAAGGGACGCGUGUCACAUAAUUCCUCCUCCUCCCCACCAUCCCCCUCUCCGAGCUCUCUCUUCCCUGACCUUUAAUUCCCAGACCACCAUGCACGUCCAACCAACAAAACCCUUGUAACUAUCUUUUGUUUUUUCCUUUUUCAAUUAAAUUAAAGCCAUGAAAGCUGAAAUGAGAGGAAACACGUCUAUUUCUCUACAAAACCCUACUCUCUUCGAAACCCACCAGACCCCUCUUUCCGGCGCGCUUAACGGGUGCCUCGGGAGCCUCGACGGCACGUGUUUGGAAAAGCUCCUACUUCACUGCGCCAGCGCCCUGGAGAGCAACGACGUCACUUUGGCCCAACAGGUCAUGUGGGUGCUAAACAAUGUCGCCUCUUCCGUCGGCGACCCUAAUCAACGGCUCACCUCUUGGUUCCUCAGAGCCCUCAUCUCAAGAGCCUCUAUGGUUUAUCCCACAUCGAUUAAUUUCAGCGGAAGCAGCACUAUUCAAAGACGGUUGAUGUCGGUGACGGAGCUAGCCGGGUACGUUGAUCUAAUCCCUUGGCACCGGUUUGGAUUUUGUGCCUCCAAUAGCGCCAUUUUGAAGGCAAUCGAAGGGUUCCCAAGAGUUCACAUCGUAGAUUUUAGCAUCACACAUUGUAUGCAAUGGCCUACACUCAUAGACGAAUUGGCAAAAAGACCAAAACCCCCUUCUCUUCGCAUCUCAGUGCCUUCUUCUAGGCCACCUGUCCCUCCUUUGCUCAAUGUAUCAACCGAAGAAGUCGGUCUCCGUUUAGGGAAUUUCGCAAAGUUUAAGGAUGUUCCUUUUGAAUUCCAUGUCUUUGACAGCUCAUCACCUAAAGAUCAGCAACAACAACACUUGAUCAAUCCUUCCCUCCUAAAUCUUAGGGAUGACGAAGCUUUGGUGAUAAAUUGCCAGCACUGGCUACGAUUUUUGUCUGAUGAACAAAAGGGGAGAGACAAUUUCCUCAACACAAUCAAAAGCCUUAACCCUCAAAUCAUAGUGGUGGUUGAUGAAGAUUCUGAUCUGAGCGCAUCGAGCCUCUCAUCAAGAAUUACCACUUGCUUUAAUUACCUAUGGAUACCCUUUGAUUCCUUGGAGACUUUUUUGCCAAAAGAUAGCAGGCAAAGGAUGGAAUAUGAAUCUGAUAUUGGUCAUAAGAUUGAAAACAUCAUUGGUUUUGAAGGGGUUCAGAGGAUAGAGAGGUUGGAGUCAGGAAUUAAGUUGUCUCAAAGAUGUAAGAACGCUGGCUUUUUAAGCAUUCCUUUCUGUGAGGAGACUGUCAAGGAAGUGAAGGGGUUGCUUGAUGAACACGCUAGUGGGUGGGGGAUGAAGAGGGAAGAAGAUUUAUUGGUGCUCACAUGGAAAGGCCACAACUCUGUGUUUGCCACAGCUUGGUUCCCAAAUGGUUUGGAUGAUUAAAAGGGUGUUGACUAAAUUUGGGAGAUUUGUGUAGCAUCUCUCAAAAUGUUACAUAGCAUGAAAUGGGGUUUGGGAUUUUGUUUUUUUUUGUUUUUUUUUUUUUUCUGCUUAAUUGGGUGGUCCAGAUAAUGAGGCAGUGACAAAACGUGUUGCUUUUUUUCUCUUUGGCAAAAGGCUGCAAAUGGGCAUCAGACAAAAAGAAAAUCGGCAGCAUUUUGAGAGUAACCUUUCAUUGCUCACUUUGUACUGGAGCUGUAGGCUGAGCUAUGGUCACAUGAAAGGCGAAGAGAUAACUGUACAUAAUUGUCUUAAUUUGUAGGAGACAAAAUUUCUAUCACUUUAUUUUCCCAUGUCUGCAGACUGCAGUCUGCAGCUUCUUAGUGUUUUUUUUUUUUUCUCCUUAUUUUGUGGCCUGAAAGCGUGCACUUUUUUUUUUUUCAAGCAAGA
Corylus avellana is the source of this 2130-nucleotide messenger RNA. Its product is annotated as scarecrow-like protein 32. The record is from RefSeq and is a predicted model, not a curated record. NCBI's taxonomy places the organism in Eukaryota, Viridiplantae, Streptophyta, Magnoliopsida, Fagales, Betulaceae.